AUGGCGCCAGCAAAACUCAGGAAAUUGAAAGAGCAGUUGCAAGAUCUUCUGAGUAAGGGGUUUAUUCGCCCCAGUGCCUCUCCGUGGGGUGCUCCUGUGUUGUUUGUUAAGAAGAAAGAUAGGUCUAUGCGCAUGUGUAUUAAUUACCGUCAACUAAAUAAGGUCAGGGUACCAUCAGUUGAAGAUUCGGGUAAGAUGUUCCUAAAACCGUUUUUCGGACCGGUGAAAUAUGAACAUCAGAAACUUAGGAGUACACUUCAGAGGAUGCCCAUUCCUGAAUGGAAGUGGGAAAGGAUAACCAUGAAUUUCGUGGUCGGUCUUCCAAAGACGUUGGGGAAGUUUGAUUCCAUUUGGGAUCAAUUCUUGCCUUUGGCUAGGUUUGGCUAUAAUAAUAGCUAUCACACGAGUAUUGAUAUGGCCCUAUUUGAGGCGUUGUAUGGAAGGAGGUAUAGGUCUCCUAUUGGAUUGUUUAAUGCAUUCGCGGUGAGGCCGUGGGGUACCGACCUUCUGAGAGAGUCCCUAGAGAAGGUAAAGGUGAUUCAAGCCAAGUUUCUGGUAGCGCAGAGUAGGCAGAAGGAGUAUGCAUACUGCAAAGUCCAAGAACUUGAGUUUGAGGAAGGAGAGCAAGUGUUGUUGAAGUUGCAGCCAGAGAAGAGAGAGCUAGCCUGUGAAGUCCGUCGGCUAGCCAGCCUUGGAGUUCGAUUGAUAGACUCAGGUGAUACAGGAGUUACAGUUCAGGAUACAGCGAUGUCAUCUCUGGUAGCUGAAAUAAAGGAGCGUCAGUAUGAAGAUCCUAUCUUAGCACAAUAUUGUGAUACGACUCCUCAGAAAGAAAAGACAACCUUUGUGAUUUCAGGGGAUGGAGUACUCAGGUAUCAAGGAGAUCCCUCGAGAGUGGUACUAGUAGAUGAUGUUCAGGUAACUGAGCAGUUAUCAUAUGAGGAGAUUCCAGUGCCUAUAUUAGAUAGACAAGUCCGUCGGCUACGGAAUAAGGAUAUGGCUUCUGUUAAGGCACUCUGGAGGAAUAAUAAUGUUGAAGAAAUGACAUAG
This is a messenger RNA of Lycium ferocissimum, 1050 nucleotides long. RefSeq lists its product as uncharacterized. Bases 1 to 1050 code for a protein of 349 amino acids. The record is from RefSeq and is a predicted model, not a curated record. Gene Ontology annotation, molecular function: nucleic acid binding. Lineage: Eukaryota; Viridiplantae; Streptophyta; Magnoliopsida; Solanales; Solanaceae. The transcript has 6 exons.